GUUGUCUCUCAGUACAUGACUGUAACUUUUCCACUCGUCACUCACUCAAAAUUUUUCGUAUCUUUUCUACUCGGCACGCUUUCCGUCACUCUGUCUGUGUUUGAUUUUGGUUUUGCAAUGGCGAGUCACAGUGAUACUCCAAGAAAUCACAUUGAGAAUCUCAGGAAAACAAGGUUUUCUAUCGGCGGAGAUGAAAAUCCAUUGGCUUGCAUGCUUGACAAGGCUGUUGAAUAUCUUUCUGCUGAACUCUACGCUAAGGACGUUCACUUUCUCAUGGAGCUUGUCCAGAAUGCUGAAGAUAAUGAAUAUCCGGAAGGUGUUGAUCCUUCACUUGAGUUUGUCAUAACCUCUCGUGAUAUAACAGCUACUGGUGCACCUGCCACUUUGCUUAUUUUCAACAACGAGAAGGGUUUUACUGCUAAGAAUGUCGAGUCCAUUUGCAAUGUUGGUAAUUCUACAAAGAAAGGAAAUCGAAAACGCGGUUAUAUUGGGGAAAAAGGAAUUGGGUUUAAGAGUGUGUUUCUCAUUAGUGCACAACCUUACAUUUUCAGCAAUGGCUAUAAGAUAAGGUUCAACGAGAAACCUUGUCCAGACUGCAAGCUUGGCUACAUUGUUCCUGAAUGGGUUGAGGAUUGUCCGUCUCUUUCUGACAUUAAGCAAAUUUAUGGUUCCCGUUCCUCUGUUCCUACUACAACCUUGGUUCUGCCUCUGAAGCCUGACAAGAUGAAAGCUGUAAAGCAGCAACUUUCCAGCAUUCAUCCAGAAGUAUUAUUAUUCCUUUCAAAGAUUAAGCGCCUAUCUGUCAGGGAAGAUAAUGAGGAUGCAAGACUCAAUACUGUGAAUGCAAUAGCUAUUACAAAAGAGACCAAUUUCAUGACAAGGAAGAACAUUGAUGCUGAAUCCUACACUCUUUAUCUGUCUAUGGAUGAAAGUGGCGAUAGCUGUGGUGACGAAUGCAGCUACUAUAUGUGGAAGCAGAAAUUUCCUGUCAAACAGGAAAACAAAGUUGAUAAAAGAACAGAAGUCGAAGACUGGGUUGUCACUUUGGCUUUUCCUAAUAAAAAUCGGUUGCAAAGAGGAACCAGAUCACCAGGGGUUUAUGCAUUUCUUCCCACCGAGAUGAUUACAAACUUUCCGUUCAUAAUUCAAGCCGAUUUUAUUCUCGCAUCGUCUAGGGAAACCAUACUAUUGGACAACCCAUGGAAUCAAGGAAUUCUUGAUUGUGUGCCCUGUGCUUUUGUCAAUGCAUUAAUCUCACUAGUCAAAACUAUAGAAGAUGCACCAGUUUCUAUUUUGCCUCGUAUGUUUGAGUUCCUGCCAGUCAGCAGCUCUCCAUAUCCAAAGUUGAAUGCUGUGAGGGAAUCAAUCAAAGCAAAACUUGCUGCAGAGGAUAUUAUCCCAAGUGAGUCGUACACAGAGCAAAAGUUCUUCUAUAAACCAUGUGAAGUUGGUCGACUGAUGCCUGAAUUUUGGAAUAUACUAAAGAAGGCAAGAAAACAAGGAGUGAGCUUGCAUAAUCUUUCAUCCCAUGGCUGUUAUAUUCUGAGUUCUUCAUUUGACGAAUCAGAAUAUGAUCAAAUUCUGAAUUUUCUGGGAGUGAAAGCAGUGAACGAUGAAUGGUAUGCAAAGUGUAUCCAGGGCUCUAAUCUUGUAAUGGGAGUCUUAGAGGAAACAUAUCUGGAUCUUCUUAUUUUCCUUGCUGAUAAUUGGCAGGUCAAGUUUCAAAAUACUGAAAUGACGAAAAUUCCACUGAUAAAAUAUGUGGGCGCUGAUGGGAGUGUUUGUUUGGGCAGCAUAAAUGAGUCAGCAAAUGGCAGCUACAUUCUGUUUAUAGCAGAGAGAAUGAAUUAUGUUACUUGGUUAAUUGAAUGGAACAGAGAAUUCAGAUGCGUGGCAAAUAGUUUUUUUAUGCCUCAAAGUACACAUCUAGCUCUCAGUUCAUGUUCCAAAGCGCAGGUUGUGUGUGAGUGGCUUGUAAAGCAUUUAGAAGUUACUAAUUGCAGUGUGUACAAGUAUGCCACUAUAAUCAGCAAUCGUAUAGGAGCUGAACGAAAACUUGCCGUUGCUUAUACUCACUUCUUAUACAACUGCUUCUCUUGCAAGUAUUUGUCUGAGUCAGAGGUUACUAAAUUAUGUCGUAUUAUGCCUCUAGUUGACAGCUAUGGGCAUGUGAAAACAAAAUGGAGUGUAGUUCUUGUGCCUGCUAAUGGAAGUGAAUGGGUUAAGUUGAUUGGUUCAAAUCCCUGGAGAACUGAUGGCUAUGUAGAGUUAGGAGAAGAUUACUCACGUCCUGGAUUUUAUGCUGGUAAAAAAACAACUGAGAACCAGCUUAUAAAAUUCCUGAAAGAUCAUCUUGGUGCUGCUGAUAUUCCUAACAUAUGUCCUCCUGAUGCUAGAAUUUCUACUGUGACUGCACCACUUACUAAACAGAAUGCGUUUUUGCUGUUGCAAUGGAUUCGCCACCUGAAGUAUAGUGGAACUGUCAUUCCAGAAAAGUUUUUAACUUGCAUAAAGAACGGUAGCUGGCUGAAAAUUACCAUGAAUGGAUCUCUUGGGUACAAACCACCAUCACAAUCGUUCUUACUCACCUCUGAUAGGGGAAACUCCAGUUGGGGAAACUUAAUGCAGCAUGGAUCUGUACUUGUGGACAUUCCAUUAAUUGAUCGAUGCUAUUAUGGUGACGAAAUUUAUAAGUAUAAGGAAGAGCUGAAAACAAUUGGAGUCAUGUUUGAAUUUGGAGAAGCAUGUGAAUUUAUAGGAGAGCGUCUCAUGUCUCUUGCUGCUUCAUCUGCUUUAACUAGAAGCCAUGUGAUUGCAAUGCUCAAUUUCAUUAGGUUUUUGAGGGAAAAACUUCUAUCUCCAGAAAAAUUUAUUUGCAGCGUUAAAAAAGGGCGUUGGCUAAUGACAUCCUGCGGUAUUAGAUCUCCAGUUGGAUCUGUUUUGUAUAACCAGGAGUGGAAAAAUGCAAAGCUAUUAAGUGACAUACCCUUCAUUGAUCAAGAGUUUUAUAGUAAUGAAAUUCUUACUUUUGAGUCAGAACUUGAGUUGCUUGGUGUAAUAGUUGGACUCAAAGGAAAUUACAAGCUUGUUGUUGACUUCCUAAAAUCACCUUCAGCAUUCAAUUGUCUUACAGCUGAAGCUCUUUAUUUGGUUUUGGACUGCAUGAAACUCCAUGCCGAUUCUUCUUGCAAACUCGUGAAUUCUUGUAAAGGCACAAAAUGUCUAAAGACUAAGCUUGGGUACAAGUCUCCAGGUGAUUGCUUUUUGUUGGACCCUGAAUGGGGUCACCUUCUAGCGGUUUUUGGUGACUCUCCAGUGAUUGAUCAGAAUUUUUAUGGAAGGAACAUCACAACUUACAAAAAGGAGUUGAAACAGCUCGGAGUAAUGAUAGAAUUCGAGGAGGCUGUCAAAGUCUUUGUGCUCACUUUCAAGAAGCGAGCAUCAUUUUCUUCCAUCACAAAGAAUAAUGUUUUCUCGUUCCUGUCAAGCUAUAGACAACUAAACGGAUCCUCUCAUAAACUUCCUUCAGAACUGAAGAAAUGCAUCCGUGAAGAGAAGUGGUUAAAGACAAGGCUUGGUGAUUAUAAAUCUCCAAAAGACUGCAUUCUAUUUGAACCUGAUUGGAAGUCGAUCGCUGAUAUUACUCUUCUUCCCUUUAUUGAUGAUGGUGACAGUUGUUAUGGAAAGGAUAUUCAUGAAUUCAAGAAAGAACUCAAGUGCUUGGGUGUGGUUGUUGACCGUAAAGAUGGAUUGGAGUUUGUGGUUGACGGUCUUUGUUUCCCGCAGGAUCCGAACAGAAUAACUCGUAAGAGUGUGCUUUCUCUGCUUAUAUUCAUUCGACUUUUUUUGGAAAAUAAUUCCUCCCUUCCAUAUGGAUUUCUGAAAAAGGCUUCUAGAAAAUGGUUGAAGACAAAUACAGGUUAUGUGGCUCCAGACAAGUGUUGUUUGUUUGAUUCGAAAUGGCAUGUGAAGCAGACCGACGGGCCUUUCAUUGAUGAUGUAUUUUAUGGUCAGAAUAUUUCGUCAUAUAAAAAGGAACUGGGAGCAAUAGGAGUUAUUAUUGAUUCGGUAAAAGGAUGCUCCUUGCUUGCCACUCAUCUGAAUUCACAUUCAGAAUUUGGCACCAUCUUACGAAUUUACGAGUUUUUGAUUGAACAUAAGUGGGAGCCUGAGGAUAAAGAAGCUGGUUUGAUUUGGAUUCCAUCUGGAAAUGAAGAGGGGAAUUGGUCUGAUUCAGGAGUAUGUGUUCUGCACGACAGGGAUAAUCUCUUUGGCUCGGAGUUGAAUGUUCUAGAUAAACACUACUCAUCGAAAUUUCUUAAUUUCUUUUCGAGCAAAUUUGGUGUUAAAAGCAAUCCUUCAGCUAAUGAUUAUUGCAAGCUUUGGAAGACAUGGGAAGACACAGGACACGAAUUGACACAUGCUGAAUGUUGCGCAUUCUGGGGGUGGGUAAUGAAGCAGAAAAGCUCCAAACUUGAAAAAAUCCUCGCCACUGAUUUGAAAAAGCUUCCUGUUCUUUCAGGCUCUGGUAAAAUAUCAUUGUUGGACAAGCGCGAUGUGUUCAUAGCUGAUGACCUUCAGCUGAAAGACCUUUUUAACAAGUCUUCAUUGCGCCCUAUAUUUGUAUGGUAUCCUCAGCCAAGCGUGCCUUCAGUGGUUCAGGGUAUGUUGCUUGAACUAUACAGGAGAAUUGGGGUUCGGACGAUUUCUGAAUCUGUACAAAUUGAGAAACUUUCUUUAGAAGAUGGUAUGGAACUUAAGCAGGUGAGUGCCGAUGACAGCUUUAUUGGAAAAGAGCUGGUUAGAGUCAUUCUGGGCUUUCUAGCUGAUCCUGCUCUAAAUUUGGAAGCAAAAACGAGGCAUGAAGCUGUAAAUGGCCUCAUCCAUCUCACUGUGUUGGAGACUACGAUGCCAAUUCAUGUAUACUACACUUUAUCACUCUCCUCUCAUGAGAUUGUGAAUGCGAGAGCUAGCCGUAUGUUGCGCUGGGACAAAGAAAGUUGUAAGCUUUUCGCACAGAAAUUGCACAGUACAGGUAGACAGAAAAAUGUGAUCGAGUAUGCAACAAAUUUCUCAAAUGUAAUAGCUGAAGGAGUUUUGUGGGAGAAAGAAGAUAAGAUAUAUGCACUUUCUGAGCUGAUUAAAUUGGCUUUCGUGCUGAAUUUUGACGAAGAAGCUGUUGAAUUCUUGAUGAAGUCCAAGAAUCUGCAAAUUUUCAUGGAGGACGAGGAGUUUCUGUCUGCUACCUUUCCCUCUGGCCAGACGAGCAUGGUCGUGGCCAGCACAGGCUGGAUUAUAGCACGAUUUAACAUUCAGCAGAUUCUUUACAGCUCCUGCUCUUCCCUUAGGCUCAGGAGCUGCCACAGGCGCAGGCGCCACCUUCGCAGAUUUGACUGGAAAUGGUUCCUUCACUGGCUCUUUAGAGAUUGUCACAUUUUCUUCUGGCGCUACCUUCUCUUUCUUUGAAAGGCGGCUUGGGGAGUCUUUCAAUGCAGCUCCAUUUUUACGUCGAUUCCGAAUCUCCUCAAAUCUCCGUCGGAGAAGCGGCCGGAUUCUGGCAGGUACCGUUACAUCUUCAGAGUCAAAUUUCGAUGCUCCACAGCCCAUUAUCAAUUACAGAAUGAAAAAGAGUUAAAGACAGAUUUGAAAUCAAAAUGUUAAUAAUGAUUAAUGAUAAGAAUUGUGAAUUUGAUAGAACCUUAAAACAGAGGUAGUUAAGGUAGGCAAAGAGUGAUGGGGCAAUGGUUUGUUCAUAGAGACUGUUAGUUGUUUUUAACUAAAUAUAGCUAUAAUCAGUUUACAUGUUGUAACCGAGUAGAAGAUAAUACCAAUUAAUUUGUUUUUGCUAAA
Molecule: messenger RNA, 5850 nt
Organism: Mercurialis annua (annual mercury)
Lineage: Eukaryota; Viridiplantae; Streptophyta; Magnoliopsida; Malpighiales; Euphorbiaceae
Exons: 6
Coding region: 16-5466 (1816 amino acids)
Source: RefSeq, a predicted model, not a curated record